Molecule: messenger RNA, 1250 nt
Organism: Hydra vulgaris (swiftwater hydra)
Lineage: Eukaryota; Metazoa; Cnidaria; Hydrozoa; Anthoathecata; Hydridae
Source: RefSeq, a predicted model, not a curated record
UCAGAAUCCCAACUUUUGAGUAUUUUAAUUGUGAAAGAUGGCACUGCUGAGUCUCUUGGGAAAGCAAUCAAAAAAACUUUACAAGACUGGAAGCUAUUUGACUAUGUUGAUUGUCUGUCCUUUGACACCACAGUCACAAAUACUGGUUGGCUAAAAGGAGUCUGUACUCUUAUUGAGCAGUGGAGAGGAAAAGCUUUGAUUUGGAUGGCUUGUCGUCAUCAUGUCUACGAAUUACAUAUAAAGGUAAAACAAGUGGACCAAAGACUGAGUUAUUUGAAAGGCUAAAGUGUAAUUGGAAAUCGAUUUUUGAAAAGAAGAUAAAUUAUGAUAACCUAAAGAGAUUCGACUCAGAAAAAAAAAUUAAAUCUUUUUUGGAAAAGCAGGCUUCUGAAUCAUUAACAUUCCUUCAAAAUUGCCUCGAUAAUGAUAUAUUUCCAAGAAAUGACUACAAGUAUUUUAUACAGUUAGCAGUUCUUUGGUUAGGUGGCAAAGUAAAAGAUUUUCACUUUAGAUUUCCAAUGGCUUCACAUCAUGCCAGGUUUAUGGCACAGGGCGUUUAUUAUUUAACAUACGACAUUCUAAAGCCACAAUUUAGUAACUUAUGUCCUGAUAUAAUAUCAUUACAAGAGGGAAAGCUGAUUUAUGAAAUUGGUUCAUUUACAGCACUAUUUUAUGUUCCAUGGUUUAUUAAAGCUCCUAUCCCUGCCAUAGCACCUUCUUUAGAUCUAAAAGCCAUUAAUGAAAUGAUACAAUAUUUUGAAUUAUGUCUUAAACCAGCAGAGGCCGUACUAAAGUCACUUGAAAAACACAAUUGGUAUUUAAAUGAAAGAUUUGUGGUUAUGUGUCUUGCUGAUAAAUGCUUACCUGUAGAUCAGCUACAUAAAUUAGCUCUUAAAUUAGCUCAAACAGCAAAGCCUACCAGUUAUAAAAUGAGAAAACUAAGUUCAGAAAUUUUUACUGACAAUGAAAAAAAAAUAACAAAAAGAAUUGAAGAUUUUAUUGGUCCUGAAAGCUGGUUUUUCUUUGAUUUACUUAAAAUGACAUUACAUGAGACAGAAUGGCUGAAAAUCAGUUCAUCAAACUGGGAAACAUGUUCAGGUUAUAAAAGAUUUAAAAAUUAUAUCACUGGUCUUCUUGUUGUAAAUGACAGUGCAGAAUGGCAAUUAAACAUGGUCGAGACUUUAUUGAAACUUUCCGAAAUGAAGAAGAUAACCAAGCUAAUUUACUGGUUGUUGCAGAUCAUCGUCUAA